AGUGUCACCAGCAGCAAGGACUCCGACCGUCUCUGCUUCCCCCCUUAAUUAAUUACCUUUACUUGUACUUCACCUUGGCCGACCCGCUUCUUCAUCCACAUUGAAUGGUGAGAAUCGGGGGCUUCGUCUUCUCUUGUCCAAGAUCAAGGGACUUGAUGGAAUGGAUCCUCUCAAAGCGCGUCUCAUUGCCUGAUUUCUGCUGCCGCACCGCAGCCGCAGCCCCGAAUCAACGGAAGCAGUCCAAUAUGUACUGCAUUCUGAAGCAACUCCGGACGAUGCACAAGCUACAAGCAGUUAUUACAGCUUCAGGAGUGAAGCGCAUGCGCGGGUGCGAACACACACACCUACACAACAGAUGGCAGUCUCGUUGCUUCUUCAGCCUCAGCCGGCCAGCGGCAGUCGACCGAGUCAGACGCUCAGACCAUUCCGUCCGAAUCGACGUGGGUGGCGACGGCGCAUCCCUUUUCCAGCUCAUCCCCGACGUCUCAUUGGGCAGCUUUGGUGAUUGUGCAUUCUCCUUCCUGGUUCAGCCAGCCGUGACGACAUUGUUGGCGUGUUUACUUCCUCUCGAGUUUUCGUGGGACGUUAUGUUGAUCCUUGAGCCAUCUCAGCAAGCACGGCGAAAAAGAAAGCAAGCAAGAAGAGCGUUUGCCUCGACGUCUGGAUGGCUGCAUGCACGCAUGCAAGCCUCAAGGCCAAACGGCGUGACUCGAGCCAACGAAUCCAGCAAACCUUAAAGAGGCUGCAUUCCACCUCGCAGGCCUCCUCCAACGAGACGCCCUGUAUGGCCUGCUAGAGGCCGCUGGAGUCAUGCCGUUCCCCGCACCCCAACACCCUCUUUGGAGGCUGGAUGCGAGCGUGUAAGCCAGCCCGGCGAAUGCUUCUCUUGUCCAAGAUCGGGGGGUGGUGUAUCACAGCCUGGAGCCCUGGACGGCGUUACAGCGUUACAUGCGUGCAUUG
Molecule: messenger RNA, 960 nt
Organism: Emericellopsis atlantica
Lineage: Eukaryota; Fungi; Ascomycota; Sordariomycetes; Hypocreales; Bionectriaceae
Exons: 2
Coding region: 105-737 (210 amino acids)
Source: RefSeq, a predicted model, not a curated record